Molecule: messenger RNA, 642 nt
Organism: Naumovozyma dairenensis CBS 421
Lineage: Eukaryota; Fungi; Ascomycota; Saccharomycetes; Saccharomycetales; Saccharomycetaceae
Gene: SYF2
Product: Syf2p
Exons: 1
Coding region: 1-642 (213 amino acids)
Source: RefSeq, a predicted model, not a curated record
AUGAAACAAGAAGAAUUGGAUGUUUAUGAGGAGAAUUUGAAGGCGUUGAAGAGAUCAGUUCUGGAUAUCAUUACGGAAAACAGAAAAAGGGCAGAUCAAGAGGUGAAAGAAAAAUCUCAAAGUAGUAAACCAAAAGUAUAUGAUAUAAAAGCAGUAGAAGAUGAUGAUAAUCAUCACACUGACUACGAUGGUUUAGGUGACUUUUCUAAUGAGGAAGAGAAACGGAAGUUUAAACUUAUGAAUUAUACCAUUAGGGAAUAUGAAGAAUGGGAUAAGCAACAGAAGGAUAAACAAAGGAAACGUGUUGAUGGUUCAGAUCUAACAGAACUGGCGACAUUUACAUAUGAGAAAGAACUAUCUAAGCUCAACAGCAAGUUAGAGAACAUUUCUCAUGAACAAAAACAUCAAAUUGGUGUCAAUACUAGAAAUGGGAAAUUGAAUGUCAAAGAUGAGGAACGUUUGCUAAAUAAUCUAGUAAACAAUUUGAAUGAAACUGCAAAGAAACGAUACAUGGUAAGGAAAAAGAAGCUGCAAUCUAAAGCCUCCUCUGAUAUUGCAGGCAAUUAUUUCAAGGAUAAAAAUAAGCAAUUCAAUGAAAAGUUGGAACGUGAAUUAAAAGAACGUGAUAAUGGAGGAGACUAG